UCCCAUCAGGAACUGCGCUGAAUUCUCAUCCAUCGCAAUGAGCAACAAAUUUCUAGGCACCUGGAAACUUGUCUCCAGUGAGCAUUUUGAUGACUACAUGAAAGCUCUGGGUGUGGGGUUAGCCAACAGAAAACUGGGAAAUUUGGCCAAGCCCACUGUGGUCAUCAGCAAGAAGGGGGAUUAUAUGACAAUAAGAACAGAAAGCGCCUUCAAAAACACAGAGAUCUCCUUCAAGCUGGGCCAGGAGUUUGAAGAAACCACAGCUGACAACAGAAAAACCAAGAGCACCGUGACGCUGGAGAGGGGAGCCCUGCGACAGGUGCAGAGAUGGAACGGUAAAGAGACAACCAUAAAGAGGAAGCUGCUGGACGGGAAAAUGGUCGUGGAAUGCAUGAUGAAGGGCGUGGUCUGCACCAGAAUUUAUGAGAAGGUCUGAGAAAAUCGCUGCAUCAUUCAACUGGUGCUUCCCCACCUCAGACUGGGAAUCAUUCAGCGAGACCCGAGGACCCUGCAGCUGACUUGUCUGGUUUUGCAUUUGUCCUGAUAUGUUCUAUAGGUAAAUGUUUAAGUUGAGAAUUAACCUAACUUUGUUAAUUUAGACAUUUUCCGUUUCAUCCGUGCCUUACUUUGUUAAUCCUUCUGUAUUGACCAGGCAUAAAUAGCCCAUGAAAAUCACUGCCUGCUAAGUGACAGCCUAGGCUGCGCUCAUACUGUUUGAAAAGAAGUAAUCAAUACUAAAGCAAAAUAAGAAUAUUGAUCUGGGCAGUGAUAAAUGUCUCCAGGGGCCUGGAAAGGUAUGAGGCAGGGGAACCACAAAGAACAAAACAAGGGGAUGAGCUGUUUUAAACUGGGGGGCUCUACUUUCAGCCAAUAGGAGCCACCUCCAUUCCAUUUCGGCCAAAGUUGUACAAUGUACAGGCAAUGGGAUGCACGGCUACCACAGCAAUCGAAUGUACGAUGACAAGUGUAGGCACCUACAUAGCUCACAUCCUGACCAAGAUAAACACAUGUCCUUAAUCUUAGAAAGCUUCCUCGUCCCCCUCCAAAGGUAAUAUCUUGUUCUGUCUCACCCACCAGAAGCAUGAUGGUGCUGAUUUGGUGCUGGAUUAGCUUUGCCUAAAAUAGAACCAGACCUCAUGCAUUCAUUCUGUUUCCAUUUUAAAACCUAGCACGAUGUUUUUCAUGUUCAUCCAGAUUGUUACA
Microtus ochrogaster (prairie vole) is the source of this 1203-nucleotide messenger RNA. RefSeq names its product peripheral myelin protein 2 (gene Pmp2). Gene Ontology annotation, molecular function: lipid binding. Gene Ontology annotation, cellular component: myelin sheath. NCBI's taxonomy places the organism in Eukaryota, Metazoa, Chordata, Mammalia, Rodentia, Cricetidae. The record is from RefSeq and is a predicted model, not a curated record. Gene Ontology annotation, biological process: membrane organization.